AUGGCUCAACCCGGGUACUCGUCGUAUUACCCACAAACGACAUAUGGGUAUCCCACCCCUACAUCUCAGUCUCAGGAGGCGCAGGCGUAUGACCCAAGGGUGCAGCCGCAAUACCUUGCACACCAUCAGCAGCCAUCGUACGGCCAGUCCCCUUCGCAGCAGCAGCCUCACAUGUACACACAAGCUCCGCCUCCCGCUCAACGUCCACCUUCGAGGAUAAAUCCUAUACCUUAUGCCGCUGGUCAAUCACCUGGCCCAAUGUCCGCUCCGCUUCCAGCGCAACAAUAUGGCCAAUAUCAUCCUCCUCCUCCUUCCUCCCCCCAACCUCAUUAUCAGCUCUCGUCUACCAAUCCGUAUCCUUCUCCAGUAUCGCCGGCGGCACCUCAGAACGGUACUCCGCAACCCGCCAGACGGCCGCUCCCUUCUCCUCGCGGUCUUCCUGCCACUCCCGGUAACGGUCCGAGCCCCUCGCCACAGCCGACCCCUUCUCCUGUUCCGUAUUUCGGCACGCACCGACCUACACACUCUGUCCCGAGCGUAUUUCCUCCACAAUCUCAGCCGAACGCAAUCAGCCGAAUUCCCUCUGGGCAGGAGCCGCCACAUUCGGCAAGUGUACAUCCUCCGACGUCUGCUGGUUCACCUCGCCCUUUACCGCUACCUCGCUCUGCGGGCACGUUUGACCUGGCAUCUGCCCAAAGUCAGAGCCAAAGCCAGUCCAUCCCGCAGAGCCCUCCGAAGCGUGCCCUCCCUGCGCCGGUCCCGUCCUACACUUCGGAUCAGCCACCCGCAAGGAAUUCCGAGCCACUGCCGGCGCCCGGACAGAAGUUCGUUCCGUUGUGGAAGCGUGCAUUGCCCGAGCCCGGAGGUUCUGCGAUCGUGGGCUCCUCGCAACCGUCCCAGGCACAACCACAGAUUGAGCGGAGGAGCACCGUGUCUGGCGGCGCACGUCCCCUCCCUUCUCCUGGCUCAGCAAACAAUGCUGUCGGUGUGUCCCGGGAUGCGUUCGCGCGUGCUGGUACGUUACCCCCACACCUCCAGCUGCAGAACUUGCCUUCAUCGCAACCGCCGCCGCAACCACCUCAACCUCCACCUCGCGCGCCUGUCUCUGCUGCUGAUCCCACUAACAACUCGCCCCCGGUGUCGCGAUUCCUCUCUCGUGAGCGGUCGCGCACGCUUCCGCUUCCAACGGCUCCACCGAGCUACCCCCCUCCCGUACAUCCACCUUCCCCGAACACUUUGGUCGGGCAGCCCAUCUCAGAAUCCCCAAUCAGCUCGGAUGACGAGGAACUGACGAACGCCCUGCUCGAGCGCCUUCCCCGCACUCCGCAGCGCUCACCGAGUCCCCGCUUUGGAAUCCGCGAUCUCCCCUCCCGCACUAAUCCCAAUCCCAAUCCCAAUGGCGCAAGUGGAACGGACACCACCACGCCCACGCGACGCGAGCUCCCGUCCCCAGAACCCCCGUCGUCACCCAAUCCGGGCGGACAGCAGGCCGAGACGAGCUUGGCGCUGCGCAUGGCCGCGACGUCGAUCCGGUCCACGUCGCCGUCCCCGGCUUUCCGCCCGACACACGGACAUUCUCAGUCUCUGUCUAUCGCGGGCGCGUCGCGUCCGAUGCCGCAACCGCCCGUGCAGCAGCAACGGCCACAAUCGCAGCAACAGCCGAACGGGGGUUGGCCAGCAGCGCUCCCACCUCUCCCCCGCGCGCCUGUCAGUCCGAAUCCAAAUCCGAGCCCGAACCCCAUCUCCCCGCCACCGUCGUCGACGCAGGCCGCGGUCUCCCAAAUGCAGGCGCGCGCGCUGCCUCAUACGCCCGCGCGCUCUAACACGACUGCGGGAACGGGCGCGUUGCCGAUCUCGUCGCCCUUCCCGCGCUCCUCCCCGCGGAAGGUGCAUCUGGACCUAAGUCUGGAUGAUGCGCCACCGCCGUCGCUGAGACGCUCCCCUGCUCCAUCUCCUUCAUCGUUCCAGCAGACCUCCAACCAUUUACGCUCCCCAGUGAGGUUUAAUGCCCCGUUGCCUAACACUCCACAGCACAGAGCACAAACAGUCGGAGGCUUGCGCUCACCGACGAACGGGCAGCUGCAGCGGACGCCGUCGGACGCGGGUUCUGUGUUCUCAUUGUCCAACUUCCCUGCGCCGCCGACGCACGUGAACGGUCCGUCUCCGCCUUCGUCUCCACAGAAGAACACGUUCGGUGCGCCGGGUUCUGCGGGAGGGCGUCCGCCUUCUCCUACGAAGCCUCAAGUUCAAUUCCAGCAGCAGCAGGUGCCGUCCUCCCCUGCAAAGGCACAGUUCCAGCAACCGUCUUCGCCGAGCAAGCCAUGGCAGUCGUCAAUAUCUACCUCGCCCACUAGGCAGCAGGUCCAGCAGCCGCCCUCGCCUACGAAGCCUUGGAAAUUCACAACCAGGUCCUUAGCCAGGCAGCCGCAGCCGCAGCCUACCCAGCAGCCACCGUCUCCUACGAAGCCGUGGCAGUCGACGAUCUCGUCGCCGGCAAGGCAGCAGCAGCCAUUCCAGCGUCCGCCGUCCCCUUCCAAGCAGUCACAGUCGCAGUUCCCGUCUGGGCGGUCGCACUCGCCCGUGCGCUUCCAGCCGCCGACCCCGAUGUCGAGCCAGUCGUCGCAGGGCACACCGAGGACACCGAAGAUCUCGUUCCCUGCGAGCGCGGACGGGGAUAGCGACGAGGACGAUGGGAUGGGGCCUGUCAUAAACAUCUCUGGUACUGGAGAUAACGGAUCCGGCUCAAGAGGGAGGCCACCGACUCUCCCGAAGAUAUCAUUCGGGGAUUAUGAUGAUGGUGGUAACGACAACGGGAUACCUGUGAUCAACAUCGGAGGAGAGGACGCCGGACCGUCCAUACCUCAAAUCUCACUCCCUGGCGAACCGUCCUCCCCAAGGAAGAACCAGCCCCAGACGCGGAAGAUCCAGGAGACGCUGUCGAACCCGCGCGUAGAGGCUGCGAAACGGAGCGGGCUAGUCUGCGGCGGAUGUGGGGGGCCGAUUAUUGGGCGGAUCGUGAGCGCGAUGGACAUGCGGUGGCAUCCAGGUUGCUUCAGGUGUUGCGUGUGCGACGAGCUGCUGGAGAACUUGAGUUCAUACGCUCAUGAUGGGCGGCCGUAUUGUCAUCUGGACUACCACGAGCAUUUUGCGCCGAGGUGCUACCACUGCGAGACAGCGAUCGUCGACGAGCGUUUCAUCACCCUUGACGAUCCAGAGCUCGGCAAGCGCACGUACCACGAACAGCACUUCUUCUGCGCUGAGUGCGGUGAUCCGUUCCUCCCACCAUCGGCUCCGGGGGCCCCGUCUCGGACGUUUGCUGGGGACGGAGCCUUCACAGCGAGUGCUGAGGACGACGUCGGUUUCACGGUGUAUAAAGGCCACCCAUAUUGCGAAGCGUGUCAUGUGCGCCUGCGAAUGCCGAAGUGCAAGAAGUGCAAGAGGAGCAUUCGGGAUGGGAUGCAGGCUGUGGAGGCGCUGGGCGGGAAGUGGUGUUGGGAGUGCUUCACCUGCGCUAGCUGCGAUAAGCCAUUCGAAAACCCGGCGUUCUUCCAGCGGGAUGGCAAGCCGUUUUGCGAACAUUGUUUCAGUAUCAUGAUCAGGAACGAGAUCUAG
Messenger RNA from Dichomitus squalens LYAD-421 SS1, 3612 nucleotides. RefSeq lists its product as uncharacterized. Gene Ontology annotation, molecular function: transcription coregulator activity. Lineage: Eukaryota; Fungi; Basidiomycota; Agaricomycetes; Polyporales; Polyporaceae. The record is from RefSeq and is a predicted model, not a curated record. Gene Ontology annotation, cellular component: Z disc; nucleus. The transcript has 3 exons. The coding region runs from base 1 to 3612 and encodes 1203 amino acids.